Rosa rugosa (rugosa rose) is the source of this 1134-nucleotide messenger RNA. RefSeq lists its product as uncharacterized. The record is from RefSeq and is a predicted model, not a curated record. The transcript is spliced from 4 exons. NCBI's taxonomy places the organism in Eukaryota, Viridiplantae, Streptophyta, Magnoliopsida, Rosales, Rosaceae. The coding region runs from base 1 to 1134 and encodes 377 amino acids. Gene Ontology annotation, molecular function: nucleic acid binding; RNA-DNA hybrid ribonuclease activity.
AUGCUAUAUGCUCAAGCUACUCCGGAAGCUUGUUUUCAGAUCAAAGAUGUUAUACAGACAUAUGGAAGGGCUUCAGGUCAAGUUGUUAACUUUCAUAAAAGCUCUGUUGUGUUUAGUAAGAAUGUUGCAGAUUGUGAGCAAGAUAGAGUGGCUAAUCUGUUGGGUGUUGAAGUGGUGGAGUCCCAUGAGAGAUACUUAGGUCUUCCUACUUACAUAGGACACAAGAAAAUAGCUACCUUCCUUUAUAUAAAGGAGCGGUUAGCUGAAAAACUGAAGCAUUGGCAAGGCAAGAUGUUGAGUGGUGCUGGUAAGGAUAUUUUGAUCAGGGUGGUGGCUCAAGCUCUCCCUAAUUAUGCUAUGAGUGUGUUUCAAUUGACAAAGAAUUUUUGUGAAGAUCUUGAGCAGAUGUGUGCUAGAUUUUGGUGGGGGAGUACAGAUGAUAAACGUAAAAUACAUUGGAAGAAAUGGGAUGAUUUGUGUCAUGCCAAGGAAGAGGGUGGCUUGGGUUUUCGGAGCUUAUCAGAAUUUAAUUCUUCGAUGUUGGCGAAGCAAGCUUGGCGGGUUGUCUCUAACCCAGAUACUCUUGUGGCACAAUUGUACAAAGCUAGAUAUUAUCCUAAUGGUUCUUUUUGGAAUGCAAAAGAACAUGCUACUCCUUCUUAUUCUUGGCGUAGCAUUUUUUCUACUCGAAAUUUAUUGAUUGAAGAUGCAGAAGCUAUUCUAGCAAUUCCUUUGAGUGCUAGAAGUCUGGAUGAUAGAUUGACUUGGCGUUUGGGGAAACAAGGAACUAGGAAAAUUUUGAAGUGGCAGUGCCCUCCUGUGGGUUGGUUGAAGGUGAAUUUUGAUGGAGCUUUUACUCCGAGCUCUGGCAAAGCAGAAAUUGGUUUCUUAGUCCGUGACUCUCAAGGGACUUUUUUGGGAGCAGUGGGGAAGGUAGUUACUCGAGUUCAGUCUGUUGAACAUGUCGAGCUCUUGGCUUGUAAGGAAGCAUUUGGUUAUGUGAUGGAACAUGGUCUAUGUCCAGUAAAUAUCUUGGCGAAUUUGGGUAGAAUUUGGUCUAUGAUCCUAGAGGCAGAGAUUUCUUCUUCUGAGCUGACAAGUACAAUGGAAAAGCUUUCGAGGAACAUGGAGUAG